Necator americanus (New World hookworm) is the source of this 309-nucleotide messenger RNA. RefSeq lists its product as uncharacterized. The coding region runs from base 1 to 309 and encodes 102 amino acids. The transcript is spliced from 2 exons. The record is from RefSeq and is a predicted model, not a curated record. Lineage: Eukaryota; Metazoa; Nematoda; Chromadorea; Rhabditida; Ancylostomatidae.
AUGGGGCGACGUGUUCGCUACACGAAUGGACCAGCUGAGAACUCAGCUGGAUACGGCUCAAGGACGUCGUCAACGUCACUCACGAUACUUGAGAACAUCUUGGAUGACAAUGGCGAGGGAACGAAACGAGUGGAAGCGAUGCUGGGGCCCGCACGUCCAGUGAAGACGGGCCAUCUAAGUAUUCAAGUAUAUAAGCCGAAAAACUUCAUAAUAGCCAUGGGAAUCACUGCUGGUAUCAACUUGAACGUUGGCGAUGAGUUGCACUCAUCCUCGCUGCAGCAACAGACUGCUGCACCCUUGGACGGGUAA